This is a messenger RNA of Nematostella vectensis (starlet sea anemone), 3214 nucleotides long. RefSeq names its product two pore potassium channel protein sup-9. Gene Ontology annotation, biological process: potassium ion transmembrane transport; stabilization of membrane potential. The record is from RefSeq and is a predicted model, not a curated record. Lineage: Eukaryota; Metazoa; Cnidaria; Anthozoa; Actiniaria; Edwardsiidae. The coding region runs from base 1187 to 2146 and encodes 319 amino acids. Gene Ontology annotation, cellular component: membrane. Gene Ontology annotation, molecular function: potassium ion leak channel activity. The transcript is spliced from 2 exons.
CUCCCACCCCACCCCUCCCCCCAAGUACAAACUCUCGAUGUGCCUCUGUGUUUGCCCCACAAAGUACAUACACUCGGUGUACCUCUCACGGCUUAGCAAACAGAUUAUGCGCCCGCGCCGUUAAGUUAUCGUGAUGAAUUAGAUAUUUUGAAAACAGAGCUUCUGUGGUCAAUAUUGACGCAUUAAUGACAUGUCACCAUUUACCGACAAGUCAGACGAAGUUUAAGGAUCUAAACGGGGAGAAACCCACCAUGCUAAUGGCCAAUUAGUGACUUGCUCGGAGUAAAUAUUACUGUCAAAGCACUUGUAGCAGGUUGUGCGAUAACGGUACAAGAUUAUCAAUUAAACUUCGUUAGUGCGAUACUCGUAUUUACGUUGUUUGGUUUUUAUUGACGUUAGUUCUUAAUUUAGGGGAAAAAAUAGAGGUUUCAUUGGCGAUAAAAGGAGGGGGAGUUUCUAACCAGGGGGAUAUUUCAUGUUGCGUAACACGUACUUUAACCAUAGAUAAUCUCCAGUUCUGUAACAAAUUAGAUACACAUAAUCUGUAUUCUAAUUAGGUAUAUUUUUAAAAACCAGGCCAUGUCAUGUUGGCAUGUUAUUGAUUCUUCUCUCGGUGGCGUCAGGUAAACACAAUCUUAGUUCUGUAAAAAACGCUGGAUAACAAAGAUCUUAUAGGAACAUGUGAAAGAUGCCUUUGGGAAAUACUGGCGCCUUUGGCGACACAAUGUAAAGGAAACUUAUACUAAGGAGCGCCAAAUACAUAAUUCAUUGUUAUUUUCGGUUCAUCAACAUUAAAAUACGAGCUCUUAGUAUUCAAAGACAAAGAGACUGUUGAAUUCUGGCUUACACUGACAGCGGUAUUGAAAUUCGCAUUCAAAGCGCAAAUUAGCAGCACCAGUGGCGGGAUAUAAGGUUUGAGAUAGUCGCGUCAUUACGUUGCCAAGCAACCGGCACCCUAUAGGCAUGCGCGUUGGCGGUUAAGCCAAAAACUUGUAAAUCGUGCCCAAAUUGCUCUUGCGAAGCGACCAAUCAUAAUGCAACUGGUCAAACCAUGUCAAUAUCGAGUCGCCCGCAAAACUAGUGUUUCAGACGCGAGGGGAAACUACGCGCCAAGUGUGAAUCGCUGGAGCGCGCGGCAAUGUUUGCCGGAUAAAGGCGACUCUAGGGAAAUCGCGAGGAAUCGAAGAUGCGACAGCAAAAUCUGAGGACCAUUUUCCUUACUAUCUGUUGUUUGUCUUAUCUAUUAGUUGGAGCGGCGAUUUUUAGCGCCUUGGAAUAUGAGGCGGACCAGAAACGCCGGAGUAUGUUAGUGGAGCUCCAAGCGAGACUUACUAGAAAAUACAACAUAACAUCUACGGACCUGAAAAACUGGGAAUUCUUUCUAGUCGCUAAAGCCAACUUGAAGGCGAACCUAUACCAAUGGAGCUUUGCUGGAUCCGUAUACUUCGCCACGACAGUCAUAACAACAAUCGGGUAUGGACACACAGUUCCAAGGACACCGAGAGGGAAGAUCUUUUGUAUGAUAUAUGCAGCCGUAGGCAUACCUCUCGCGCUGACUAUGUUUCAGUCCAUUGGCGAGAGAUUCAACACCUUCCUCGCCUGCAUGUUUAGACGUCUAAAGAGAAAGCUUGGAAUGAAGGCUACAGAUGUUUCAAGCACGACUAAUCUGGUGGUUGUAUGUGGUCUACUUGCGAUGGUAAUAACAGUUUCUUCGGGAGCCUUCAUAUUUACGCACUAUGAAAAAUGGGACUACUUUCACUCACUCUACUACUGCUUUAUCACCGUCACAACUAUCGGAUUUGGAGACUACGUUGCUCUACAAGACAGCAAGGAUGAGAGAUAUAGCAAUAAAUACGUGGGCAUUUCACUACUCUUUAUAUUCUUUGGAUUAACAAUUGUUGGUUCAGUCAUGAAUCAGCUAGCCCUUAGAUUACUGACGGCCAGUCAAACUAAAGAGCCGGUAGAGAACCUAGUCCACGGCGGGCCUAGGUGCGAUAGGUGCUCCGUGAAAUCCUCACCGGAUGACUGUUGCGAGCCACCGUCUGACUAUUCCACCACGCUAUUGAGAAAUUUCGAGGAUGAAAUCACAUUCACGACGUACAAACCGCCGUCAUUUAACUCGAGUAAGAAAAGAGCGUCGAUCUGAUAGAGGUUUAAACGGAUAAACUGCUUUACACCGCAGUUCAAGUUUGGUAAUUUUUUGCUCAAAGGCAGUUCCCAUUUUUAUAAAAAAACAACAUGUAAAUAGCGCUAGUCUGAAGUGGCCUGUGAUAAGGCCCCCAUUACAAGUGAUUUGUAAGGUUGUCUACACAAGAGACUGAACAAUUUUUCCGUAAAUUUGAACCCUGCUAAGAGUCGGUAUUUUUAACUCGACUUGGCAGAACACGCUGUUUGUGGCGUACAAUAAAAAUUCAAAUUCGUAGGGUUCUUUAAACCCCGAAGAGAUCUACACAAAAGAAAUUCGAAACAAGUUUAUACCGAAAGCUGGUCGAAAAUUUGAUAGAUAGAGGUCGCUAUUUGUCUAAUAGAAAAUCGGAAACAAACAGCAUUUUCUGUCUAGUUUUUAACAAAACAACAAUCUCCAGUUUAAACGGGGGAGGAAUUUAGGGAAGGAAAAUAUCCCGAUUCCACCUGUUCGGAAGAUGAAAUAUUGAUUAAUUGUGAUAAUAUUUUAUUCAGAACCGCUUCCACUUGCGAGCAUCUAUUUUCUGGGAAUAUUUAUGCCUCGUUGAAAAUUUUCUUGAAUUUCUCGGAUGAUUUUUUCGACUCUUUCUCUUAAACGUUUUUCCAGCUUCAUAAUUCUAGGAAUAAAAUGAGUCAAUUAUACCAUUCACUUUGAAUCAAUAGCGGGCAAUUCGUAUCGGGCCUAGUUUUAAAGUUUAUUCCAAUAACAAAAAUUAACAUUUUUAGCCCAUGACGAUGGCCAUUCAUGUCUCUCGAUAGGUUUAAUAAUUCAAGCUUUGGGGAUUUCCCCCAAUUUUAAAGUGAAGUAUUUUUAUACAAAAAUUGCAUAAACCGACAUUUAGUAAAUUUCGACUAAAAUUUAGAUGUGAAUAUGGAAUCCACACAAAAAAAAAAAAUAACAAAUAAAUCCAGAGAAAACGAAUAUUCUUGAGAAAACACAGUCGAAUUAUAUCGCACAAUGGAAUUUCAUAACACGAGGUUCAAUAACAAGCCUGUAACAUCAAUAAUAAUAAUAAUACAACCGAAACUA